AUGCUCCCAGAUACAGGAAAUAUCUCAAAUUCAACUGCGUUCAUUUCAGACAGCAAGGUGAUUCCUGCCGUGUCGGUAAUCCAAACACCAAUAGACGUGGUUUCAGAGACAGAAUCUGAAGCGUCACUGCCCCAAGCGGCUCACAGUGUGAGCCCCGUUGCUCCUCAACCAAUGCUCUCGCAGCGUAAAUGUGAGACCUCUCGCGCGAAACGGACAUUGGCCGCUUUCUCGCUGGAGGGCAAGGUUUGUGUUGUGACAGGAGGUGCGUCGGGAAUCGGUUUGGGAAUCUGCAAGUCUAUCCUCGAGAGUGGUGGACAGGUAGCUAUUGUCGAUUUGAAUGUUGUUGCUGCGCAUGAACAGGCAAAGCAAUUGGUCGAGACAUAUGAACAAGAAAACCACGAAGAAGUGUCGCCUCUUGUCACUUCUCACGCUGCCGACGUUGCAUCUCCCGCCUCCAUCGAUCUCGCUAUAAACUCCGUCCUCAGCAAACAUGGUCAUAUUGAUCACCUAGUCACCUGCGCCGGUAUAUGUGAGAACAUCUCUGCGAUCGAUUAUCCUCAUUCCCGCAUGCAGAAGCUUUGGUCAAUCAAUGUCGAUGGCUCCUUUUACUUUGCCACUGCAGUAGCCAGACACUUGAUGCAACGCAAGUCGGAGGGUAGCAUUGUACUUAUUGGAAGCAUGUCAGGCAGCAUUGUGAAUGUACCGCAAAUGCAAGCACCGUAUAACAUAUCAAAGGCGGCUGUGAAGCAGAUGGCGAGGACUUUGGGGGUGGAGUGGGCAGAGUACGGGAUCAGGGUUAAUUGUAUUAGUCCGGGAUACGUCAGAACUGCCCUGACCGACGAAAUCAUCAAAUCCAAUCCAGCGCUAUACGCAGAAUGGGUCUCACGCACACCCGUCAAACGUCUUGGUAAACCAUCAGAUAUUGCAGGAGCAGUCGUUUUUUUGUUAUCUGAUCUAAGCACAUACAUGACGGGGUCAGAGAUACUAAUUGAUGGUGGUUACACCUCGAUCUAG
Molecule: messenger RNA, 1014 nt
Organism: Verruconis gallopava
Lineage: Eukaryota; Fungi; Ascomycota; Dothideomycetes; Venturiales; Sympoventuriaceae
Exons: 4
Coding region: 1-1014 (337 amino acids)
Cellular component (GO): intracellular anatomical structure
Molecular function (GO): oxidoreductase activity, acting on NAD(P)H, oxygen as acceptor
Source: RefSeq, a predicted model, not a curated record